Molecule: messenger RNA, 1185 nt
Organism: Epithele typhae
Lineage: Eukaryota; Fungi; Basidiomycota; Agaricomycetes; Polyporales; Epitheliaceae
Exons: 3
Source: RefSeq, a predicted model, not a curated record
CUCAAGGCAUUGGGUGCUCAUGCGGCGUCUCUGACCACCUCGAUGAACGGACCUAGCAUCCGCCCCAAGAGCAGCCAAGAUCUUACUGAUGCGUCUAAGUGGGCAAUGGGCGACUUGUCGCAGUUCAAGCAAAUCAUGCAGGAAGUUGAGCGAGACCUGGUGGCCUGGGAGGCUGCGCACGCGACUUGCAUCUCGGGUCUGCGAGAGCUGGAGAGCGAGAUGAUGAAAGCGGACAUGCGCCACGAGGAGGCUGAGCGGUUCAGCAGGGCUUCGAGCGAUGCGAACUUCGCGCGGAUGUUGAAGACCAGGGCGCUGAACCCCGACCACCUGGAGACUCAGUCGAAGCUCAGACGGGAUAUACGCACCAUGCGAGGGCGGGUACAACAGCUCGAGGAGUACAUUCAGGUGUCCAAGAAGAAGCUGAACAGCCUCAAGACCGGCAAACCGACUCUGAAGCCACCCACCCUCGACACGAUCAACCGGACCUACCGAAAUAUCGACAUAGCCAUAGACCAAGAAGAGACCGAGGUUUCCGAGCUCGUCAACCGCGUCGCCGUGCUCGAGUUGGGCGCCGAGCCUCUGUCCGGCCUGCACCGCUCUACCUCGUCUCGCGACAAACGGCUGCCAGACCGCGGCUCGCGCGUCGGCCGGGAGGUGACGCCCAACAUCGCGGCGUCGACCGCGGCGGCCCUCAACGCCGAGCGCAGCGCGCAGAAGCUCAAGAAGGUCCUCCUCGCCGCCCGCGCGAAGCCGCUGCUCAACACGACGGCCGUCGACGCGAUGCCGCUCAAGCGCGACAAGGCCAAGCGGCGCGCGCCGAUGCUCGGCGCCGAGUCCGGCGCGGACGUCAGCGCCGCGUUCUUCGCAGGGCUCGGCGCCGGCGCGUGGGGCCCGCUACCGCCGUUCGAGCCCGAGUUCGAGCCGGCGGGGGCGCAGCCGGCGACAGGCCUCGCCUCGCGCAACCGCAAGCAGCCGCGGCACGCGAAGCCCAUCCAGACGAGCGGGCCGAAGCCGCCGCCGCCGCCACCGCCGUCGGGGUUCAGCUGGGGACCGGUGCCGGUGGUCCAGCCGAAGACGACGAUCUCGGUGUUCACGGAGCUGAGCGCGAACAGGAAGGGGAAGGCGAAAGCGGAGGACCCGGACGGGCUGGGAGGUUCGUGGGUCGCGGACGGGUUUGAGAAGUGA